Messenger RNA from Arachis ipaensis, 1454 nucleotides. NCBI's taxonomy places the organism in Eukaryota, Viridiplantae, Streptophyta, Magnoliopsida, Fabales, Fabaceae. The record is from RefSeq and is a predicted model, not a curated record.
GCUUUUUAUUUUCUGUUUAUAACUUACUUCAAUUUCUCUUGGUUUACAGUCACUAAGAAAAAUGAACCACCCAAAUAUUGUGAAGCUAAAGGAAGUUAUUCGAGAAAGUGACAUUCUGUACUUUGUUUUUGAGUACAUGGAAUGCAACCUGUACCAACUUAUGAAAGACAGGGAGAAGAUGUUUUCUGAAGGUGAAGUUAGGAAUUGGUGUUUUCAAGUUUUCCAAGGUCUUGCUUAUAUGCACCAGCGUGGAUACUUCCACCGUGAUCUGAAGCCUGAGAACUUGCUGGUUACCAAGGAUAUCAUAAAAAUUGCUGAUUUUGGCCUAGCACGUGAGAUCAGUUCACAACCACCCUACACUGAGUAUGUCUCCACACGGUGGUAUCGUGCUCCUGAAGUGCUACUUCAAUCUUAUCUGUAUAGCUCCAAAGUUGACAUGUGGGCAAUGGGUGCUAUAAUGGCUGAACUGUUCUCUCUUCGUCCUCUUUUCCCUGGUGCCAGUGAAGCGGAUGAGAUCUACAAAAUAUGCAGUGUGAUAGGCAGCCCAACCAUUGAAUCAUGGGCUGAUGGGCUGAAACUUGCAAGGGAUAUAAACUAUCAGUUCCCACAGCUUGCUGGUGUACAUCUUUCGGCACUGAUACCAUCUGCGAGUGAUGAUGCAGUCAGCCUUAUCAGGUCACUUUGCUCAUGGGAUCCCUGCAAGAGGCCUACAGCUGCAGAGGCCCUUCAACAUCCCUUUUUCCAGACUUGUUUUUAUGUUCCUCCAUCCCUUCGUACUAGAGCAGUGUCAAGAACUCCUCCAUCUGCUGGAACAAGGGGAGCCCUUGAUCAGCAAGGGGUUAGGAGAUAUUCUGGCAUGUUGCCUAAUUCAAAGCUCACCAAUAACUUCUCUUCUCCGAAAUUACAUCCUCCUUUAGCUUCAGGUGUGCAACGUAAGCUGGAUAUGGUGAAUCAGAAUGGAAGUAAGAAUGAGAAGUCCAUGAAUACUGUUAAACAAUCAAAAUAUCGACAGCCUGGAAAGGAUAGCCCAAUUCAUGUUGGUGUUGGCAGCUUCUAUGAACAAGGGUAGGAAUGCGAAGGCAAUUUCUGAAACAGCGGAUAGGUUGACCAAUAUGAAUGUUGGUAGUGGUACUCGAAGACAUUCUAUAGGACAACCCCGCCCUCCUCCAAUGAAGGCUGGAGUUAAUUGGAUUUCUGAAUCUGGAAACUUCAUGCUGAGAGCUGCACAGCCGAUCCCCACCGGAAGAACUUUCAGUCGAAAGGUUGCUGGAUGAGGAUUGCGUUACCGUUACUGUUACCGUGGGAGAAUUCUAUGAUAGUCAAUACUGUGACUGUUUCUAGUAUCACAUUUGUGGGUUUUUCGACUUAUCUGUUGACUCGAGUCUAAUCUACAAAACUAGUCUUGCUUGUGUCUGUUUUUAAUAAUGGUUUGAUAUUUCUGAGUUGUUGGGACA